ACCGUCUUAACAUAUUUUAUGAGGUGUGUCAACAAAAGAAACACAUUUUAUCGGGAAAAUUCAAGCUGAAGCAAAACCUGCAAAGGAACUCAGUGUGAUAUCUAUGGCAGGGUCAGAAGGAUUCGUUGAAGCUGAUAAUGCAGAAGCCAUUAUUACUAGAAUUGAACACAAAACCCGAAAGAUCGAAACCUUACUCAAACAGCAUAAACCCGUGGAAGCCCUUAAAACUGCCCUUGAAGGAACCUAUGCCAUGACUAGUGAUGAGCGUUGCAAGUCGGCACAUUGGAUCGUUGUGCAUAGAGCAAUAAUGGCUAUAAAAGAUGUGGAUGGGAUGCUUUCUUCCUUGGAGCCUGAGUACUAUGAUAUCCUAAUGAAGUAUUUAUAUAGAGGCUUAUCCACUGGAGAUCGUCCAACAUGUGACCAAUGUCUUCGGAUUCAUGAAAAAUUGACAGAGAGAGCAGGCCAUGGUUGCAUUCUGCGUUUCUUGACUGAUACUAUUUGUUGAUCUAUGGUACUUUGGUUAACAGCUAAUAUCAUUCUACUACACCCGAUGUCAGUUGCUUGCAAUCGAAGCUAACAGCUCUUGUUAGUUAGUUUGUUACAACUAACUUGAUCCUUUGUAUUUUGCUAUCUAUAUAAAGCCAAUUAUGAAUAGUUCUGGGUGUUGAAUGAAGUUGAAAAAUCAGAGUGAUAUUCAUUUAGAGGAGAGGGAAAGCAUGCAUGAAAAUCAUCCAAAGAGGUGAAUUUGCUAAGAUCAAAUCAAGGUUCACAAUGAAUCUUGAUGGAUGAUCAUUGUAAUUUCUUCAAUCAUAUAGUGAGCUUCAAGUCAGAUCUUGUCCCCUAGAUGUAGGAGUUCUACUAAAAAAUGGGUUACCAAAUUCUUGUAUUCGUCUUUUUUAUCUUCCUUUCUUGCGUUUCAAUUU
Molecule: messenger RNA, 923 nt
Organism: Medicago truncatula (barrel medic)
Lineage: Eukaryota; Viridiplantae; Streptophyta; Magnoliopsida; Fabales; Fabaceae
Product: actin-related protein 2/3 complex subunit 5A
Exons: 5
Coding region: 104-505 (133 amino acids)
Biological process (GO): regulation of actin filament polymerization; Arp2/3 complex-mediated actin nucleation
Cellular component (GO): Arp2/3 protein complex; actin cytoskeleton
Source: RefSeq, a predicted model, not a curated record